CCUCCUUUGGGGAGCACAUGCACAGCAUCCCGGGCUGCCAGGUUCUCUGGAUAGCGUCCUCUUGGCAACCAACAAUGGCCCCAGCUGUGGAGAGCCCGGGAAUUGUUGGAGGUGAAUGAGAUGGCUUUCUGAGUGACCACCUCCCUAGUCCAUGGGAGAGAGCUGAGGAUCUGAUACCAGAGCUGCGCUGGAAAUGCCUAAGCUGGUUAACUCUCAUUGGACUCCGAUAGCCAAAUUGAACCGUCUGGCCUUGCAAGAUGAAGCAGCCACGAACGAACCCCUGGUUGGCUUAGCAAACACUUCUGAUGUCUCCGAUAAUGUGACUGCUUUGGGCAAUUGCUCGGAUGAGAAGAUGUUGAUCCGCAUGCACUACCUUCCUGUGAUUUACAGCAUCAUCUUCCUCGUGGGUUUCCCAGGAAACAUCGUAGCGAUUUCAACGUAUAUCUUCAAAAUGCGGCCCUGGAAAAGCAGCACUAUCAUCAUGCUGAACCUGGCCUGGACAGACCUGCUGUAUCUCACCAGCCUCCCUUUCCUGAUUCACUACUACGCCAGUGGAGAGAACUGGAUCUUCGGGGACUUCAUGUGCAAGUUCAUCCGCUUUGGCUUCCAUUUCAACCUGUACAGUAGCAUCCUCUUCCUCACCUGUUUCAGUAUCUUCCGUUACCUGGUCAUCAUUCACCCCCUGAGCUGCUUUUCCAUACACAAAACCUGGUGGACGGUAGUAGCCUGCGCUGUGGUGUGGAUCAUUUCGCUGGUGGCCGUCCUGCCCAUCACCUUCCUGAUUACAUCCACCACCAGGACUAAUCGAUCGGCCUGCCUUGACUUCACCAGCUCAGAUGACCUCACUACGAUCAAAUGGUACAAUCUCAUCUUGACAGCCACCACCUUCUGCCUCCCCUUGGUGAUUGUGACCCUUUGCUACACGACCAUCCUCAACACCCUGGCCCAUGGUCUGCAGACACACAGCUGCCUCAAGCAGAAAGCUCGGAAGUUAACCAUUCUGCUACUCCUCGUGUUCUAUAUCUGCUUCUUACCCUUCCACAUCUUGCGGGUCAUUCGGAUUGAAUCUCGUCUGCUCUCUCUCAGCUGUUCCAUGGAGAAUAACAUCCACGAAGCUUACAUCAUUUCUCGACCCUUAGCUGCCCUGAACACCUUUGGGAACCUGUUACUCUACGUGGUCGUCAACAAUAACUUCCAACAGGCCAUCUGCUCCAUUGUGAGGGCCAAACCCAAGGCGGACCACGAGCAAGCCAAGAAAACCAUUUGUUCAAACAACCCCUGAAAGGUUCCAUUCACUCAACAACAACCCUGCCAAAUCUUUGCCUCUAAUGCAUGUGAAGUGCUGAAUCUGACCCUCAGUGGCUCUCUCAGUAGCUUCUGUAUUGAAGUGACGCCAUGCCAGAGUAAGGACAGAACUACCAAGAGCUCUUUGCAUGAUGUUUAUUGAGCUCUUCCCUUGAGAAGACCCAUCUACGAGAUCCAUGUGGACUCAUGAAGUAUCUAAACACAGAAUCACCAACACUUGGACCUCAGGGCCAUCCCAGAGAAUAUCCGUUCUUAGCCAUUUAUUAGAUACACCUGGAAACUGAAAUCCACACAUCUUGCCUUGGAUCCCUAUACAUGAUUGGUGAGAUAGGGAAAACAUAAGACCCAGCAUUCACUUCCAAUUACAUGUUCUUUUACUCAUGGGGCCUUUUUGCAUUGAGGCCUUAGACUGGGUAUUAAUUUUUCACAUCUUACAUUGUCAAUUUUUUUUCCUUUCAAAUAUCACUUUGUGAUCCAAACAAACCAGUAAAAUAUA
Messenger RNA from Dipodomys ordii (Ord's kangaroo rat), 1801 nucleotides. RefSeq names its product oxoglutarate (alpha-ketoglutarate) receptor 1 (gene Oxgr1). Gene Ontology annotation, molecular function: G protein-coupled receptor activity. NCBI's taxonomy places the organism in Eukaryota, Metazoa, Chordata, Mammalia, Rodentia, Heteromyidae. Gene Ontology annotation, cellular component: plasma membrane. The coding region runs from base 194 to 1282 and encodes 362 amino acids. The transcript is spliced from 3 exons. The record is from RefSeq and is a predicted model, not a curated record. Gene Ontology annotation, biological process: G protein-coupled receptor signaling pathway.